Messenger RNA from Jaculus jaculus (lesser Egyptian jerboa), 3839 nucleotides. RefSeq names its product alpha-1,6-mannosylglycoprotein 6-beta-N-acetylglucosaminyltransferase B (gene Mgat5b). Bases 135 to 2513 code for a protein of 792 amino acids. Lineage: Eukaryota; Metazoa; Chordata; Mammalia; Rodentia; Dipodidae. The transcript has 18 exons. The record is from RefSeq and is a predicted model, not a curated record. Gene Ontology annotation, biological process: protein N-linked glycosylation. Gene Ontology annotation, molecular function: alpha-1,6-mannosylglycoprotein 6-beta-N-acetylglucosaminyltransferase activity. Gene Ontology annotation, cellular component: Golgi apparatus.
GCCGAGCCGUCCCCCUGACCCGCGCGCCCAGGCCGCGCCACUGAUCCUCUCCUCCACCCCACCCGCCUCGCUCCGAUCGAGCUUCGGCACACGACGGGUUCGAGGCCCCGACCCGGCCCACCCAAGUUUGAACAAUGAUCACAGUCAACCCCGAUGGGAAGAUAAUGGUCAGAAGAUGCCUGGUCACCCUGAGACCCUUUCGGCUGUUCGUGCUCGGCACUGGCUUCUUCACCCUCUGCUUCCUGAUGACAUCUCUGGGAGGCCAGUUCUCUGCCCGGCGCCCUGGGGACUCGCCCUUCACCAUCCGUACAGAAGUGCUGGGUGGCCCUGAGUCUCGUGGUGUCCUCCGCAAGAUGAGUGACCUGCUGGAGCUGGUCUUGAAGCGUUUGGACACUCUGGCCAGACUACAGAACAGCAGCGAGUCCCGCCAUGCCUCUGGUGACAGGCACGUCGCUGCAGACCGGUUCACCCCUGGGGCCGGCCUCAUGGAGCGGAUCCAGGCCAUCGCCCAGAACGUGUCCGACAUUGCUGUGAAGGUAGACCAGAUCCUUCGUCACAGCCUGCUACUGCACAGCAAGGUGUCUGAAGGCCGCCGGGACCAGUGUGAGGCACCCAGUGACCCCAAGUUCCCUGACUGCUCAGGGAAGGUAGAGUGGAUGCGUGCCCGUUGGACCUCUGACCCCUGCUAUGCCUUCUUCGGGGUGGACGGCACGGAGUGCUCCUUCCUCAUCUACCUCAGCGAGGUCGAGUGGUUCUGCCCUCCUCUGCCCUGGAGGAACCAGACGGCUGCCCGGAAGGCCCCCAAGUCCCUCCCCAAAGUCCAGGCAGUGUUUCGGAGCAAUCUGUCCCACCUCCUGGAGCUGAUGGGCAGCGGGAAGGAGUCUUUGAUCUUCAUGAAGAAGCGCACGAAGCGGCUCACAGCUCAGUGGGCCACAGCUGCCCAGCGCCUGACACAGAAGCUUGGGAGCAUCCCCAGGGACCAGAAGCAGAUCCUCGUCCACAUUGGCUUCCUGACAGAGGAGUCCGGAGACGUGUUCAGCCCGCGGGUGCUGAAGGGCGGGCCUCUGGGGGAGAUGGUGCAGUGGGCCGACAUCCUGGCUGCUCUCUACGUGCUGGGCCACAGCCUGCGGGUUACAGUCUCCCUGAAGGAGCUGCAGAGUAACUUAGGGGUGCCGCCAGGCCGGGGGAACUGCCCGCUCACCGUGCCUCUGCCUUUCGACCUCAUCUACACGGACUACCACGGCCUCCAGCAGAUGAAGCAACACAUGGGGCUGUCCUUCAAGAAGUACCGGUGCCGAAUUCGAGUCAUUGACACCUUCGGGACAGAACCUGCAUACAACCAUGAGGAGUACGCCACGCUGCACGGCUACCGGACCAACUGGGGUUACUGGAACCUCAACCCCAGACAGUUCAUGACCAUGUUCCCGCACACCCCGGACAACUCCUUCAUGGGCUUUGUGUCCGAGGAGCUCAAUGCGACCGAGAAACAGCUCAUCAGAGGCGGCAAGGCCAGCAACAUGGCGGUGGUGUACGGCAAGGAGGCGAGCAUCUGGAAGCUCCAGGGCAAGGAGAAGUUUCUGGACAUCCUCAACAAGUACAUGGAGAUCCAUGGCACUGUGUACUAUGAGAGCCAGCGGCCGCCCGAGGUCCCCGCCUUCGUGAAGAACCAUGGCCUCCUGCCGCAGCCCGAGUUCCAGCAGCUGCUGCGCAAGGCCAAGCUCUUUAUAGGGUUCGGCUUCCCCUACGAGGGCCCGGCGCCCCUGGAGGCCAUCGCCAACGGCUGUGUCUUUCUGCAGUCCCGCUUCAGCCCGCCCCACAGCUCCCUCAACCACGAGUUCUUCCGCGGCAAGCCCACUUCCAGGGAGGUGUUCUCCCAGCAUCCCUACGCAGAGAACUUCAUCGGCAAGCCGCACGUGUGGACGGUCGAUUACAACAACUCCGAGGACUUUGAAGCAGCCAUCAAGGCCAUCAUGAAAACCCAGGUAGACCCUUACCUGCCCUACGAGUACACCUGUGAGGGGAUGCUGGAGCGAAUCCACGCCUACAUCCAGCACCAGGACUUCUGUACAGGCCCAGUCCCUGUCCCACCAGGAUCUCACAUUGCCCAGAGCCACUUUGUCCUGGCUCCCAAUGCCACCCACCUUGAGUGGGCCCCGAAUGCCAGCUCGGUCCCAGGAGCCUGGCCUCCCACCCACUCCCUGAGGGCGUGGCUGGCAGCUCCUGGAAGGGCCUGCACAGAUGCCUGCUUGGACCACGGACUGGUCUGCGAGCCCUCCUUCUUCCCCUUCCUCAACAGUCAGGACGCCUUCCUCAAGCUGCAGGUGCCCUGUGACAGCACAGAGUGGGAGAUGCACCACCUGUACCCGGCCUUUGCCCAGCCUGGCCAAGAGUGCUACCUACAGAAGGAGCCCUUGCUCUUCAGCUGUGCCGGCGCCAGCACCAAGUACCAGCGACUCUGCCCCUGCCGCGACUUCCUCAAGGGCCAGGUGGCCUUGUGCCAGGGCUGCCUGUGAAGCCAGAGGCCACCCUGUCUGACACCAGCCCACCGCAGCUGGCCCUGCCCCGCGCAGGGAGAGCACCAGCAGUUUCCCAGCUCCGGUGUGCUCACCACGCCUCCGGGCUGGAGCCUCCUUACCUUGCUUGGAAGUGGGCAGGGGAGGGCCCGAGCACAGGCCGAGGGCGGCAGCAUGCCUGAGCCCCUGGCACUACCCUAGGGGCUUUCUGUCCUCACCGUGGAACUCAUAGCUAAACCCGUGGGCUGGUCGGCUGGUCCCCUGGGUCCAGAAGCCGUGAGUCAUCCUGAGAAGGGGACCAGCUGGAGAAAUGGCCACGCCAUUCUUGAACCUAGGAUGGGCCUCCUGUUCUGCAAGGCCAGGAAACAGGGUCACAGUGCCCCUCGGUCCACCAGAGGGCAUCAAACGAUGGGGUGCAGGCCUGGGCUGUGUUUGCUGUGAGGUGGACCUAGGCCACACCCUUUCCCAGCAGGGUGGCCAUGCACAUAGGGCCAGCCUGUCCCUCUGGAGUUGUUUGGGGGUGAAUCAAAGGACAGAGGACUGAGGGGCCCUGGGGAAGGAACCUUACCCAUGUUUCUUCUUAGCCCACCCUCCCUAUCCCCUUACUCCAGCCUAUUUCCUGGCUGCUCUCCACAUGGAGAUCCAGAGCUGAAGGUACCAGGACCACCCAGACCCCAAUUAGUUUGCCCCCCCCCCCCGGCCCCGCUCAUUCCAGCUCUCCUCUGGGUCUCUUCUGAGAGCUAUUCAGACAGGGCCUGCGAUUCUAGACCACGGACUCAGGCCUGUCCCUUCUGGGGCAGGUUUUUACCCUCACCUCUGAUAAUGGGCUCCAGAGCCCCAUCAGAGCAUCCCUCAGGCCUCCUGGCACCUCCACGGGUUCUGACACUGCCUCUCACCCCCAUUAGGCCAGGCUGGAAUAUUCUGGAAGUCCAUGGAUCCCUGGCCCAGUUCUGGUUGCUUAAGCCCACCAGCUCCUGGUUCACCCCAUUCAUGCUGACUCCUAGCCCUUCCUUCUGGCCUCCUCUAGCCCCAUACCACCUCCAGGCCAGAGUGCCCAUCUCUGUGUGGCAUGCCGGCCCUGGCCUAGAGUGCUCCUCUCCUUCCCCGCCCCCUAGAGCCUGUCUUAGGUCAGCCAGGCCUGUAGGAACACUGCCACUCCCACUUAGAACCUACCCCUGGCCUCACAGAAGUAACCUUUGGGCCUGGACAGCUGGAGCAGCGGCUGGGCCUGUCUUGGGACCCUCUGGCCUGGCCGGCCGCAGACACCAAGGCUCCAGGAGGCUCCGUGGCUCCUGGGCAUCUGACCUGUCAGCGGGGAAAGCAAUA